This is a messenger RNA of Nematocida homosporus, 2790 nucleotides long. RefSeq names its product structural maintenance of chromosome 3 (chondroitin sulfate proteoglycan 6). The record is from RefSeq and is a predicted model, not a curated record. NCBI's taxonomy places the organism in Eukaryota, Fungi, Microsporidia. The transcript has a single exon. Gene Ontology annotation, molecular function: protein binding; cohesin loader activity; double-stranded DNA binding. The coding region runs from base 1 to 2790 and encodes 929 amino acids. Gene Ontology annotation, biological process: mitotic sister chromatid cohesion. Gene Ontology annotation, cellular component: chromosome.
AUGAGAAUACAAUCUGUUUCUCUCUCGAACUUCAAAAGCUUUACUGAAAAUGUACUGAUUGCUGAACUUUCCCAAGGACCCAAUAUUUUGGUUGGCAAAAAUGGUUCUGGAAAGAGUAGUCUUCUUUUUGCUAUUCGCUUUGUAAUCAAUGCCCAUUGGCGUAUCAGUCCAGCAGAACGACGAGCGAUUGUUAAUGAAGAGAGUCCAGAGAUAAGAUCUUAUGUUGAGAUUGAGUUUGAAAACAAAGACAGAGUAUUUCCCGGGGGUGAUCAAGUAGUAAUUAGGCGGAGUGUGACUCAGAAAACUGAAGAGUAUACUGUAGAUGGCCGGAUUGUCAGUCGUGAAGAAAUGAUUUCUCUGUUUGAAAGUGCCGGAAUGACUCAGGCCAUGCCCUACCACUCGGUUGAGCAGGGUAAGAUUGGUGAGUUAGCGCAAAUGUCUGGAGAGGAGCGUAUGGCUCUAGUUCGUGAAAUUGCUGGCUCAACUAUCUAUGAAAAGGAUAAGAGUGAAGGAUGCCGAGUGCUUGAAGAAUCAGAAGUACUAGAGGAAAAGAUAAGAGACCUAACUAGAACAAUUGAACGGCGAGUGGAGUUAGAAGCCCGUGAAAGAGCUCGACAAGCCGCCCGGCAAGUAGCUGUUGGUAAGAAAGAAGUACUAGUGCGUGAACUGUACAAACGUGAGUUGCACCGGCUGAAGACAAAGCUAGAAGACUUCUGUGCUGAAGAAAGCACAAUGAAUGCCUCAAUGGAAGAGAGUGCUGAAGUUUUACAAGUGCGUUUGGAAGAGAUCUUAUCACGAAUUCCUCCAGAGUACCAGCCAAUGAGUUCUACUCCAGUUAUUAGUGCGACUCAGACAGAACGGAUUGCAGAGUUAGCGGCAGCAGUUCUUACCGACCAAGAACAAUUGGGAAUCUUACGCGAAGAAAUCAGUCAAGUUGAAGCGACUCUAGCUUUAUCACGAGUGCUAGAGAGUGAAAUUAACUCAUUGCGGAUUUGUGGACCAGAAGCCGUCCAAAGAAGAAUUCAGACGCUUAAACGCGAAGUAUCUACCUGUUCAAUAGAUAAGGCCGAAGCCCAACGAGAAGAGGUUCUGGAGGCUAAACGAGACAUUUGGCGGCGGGAGAAGGACUUACAACGGCGUAAGAAGGAGGCCGAGGAGAAAAUGAAAGAGUGCGAGCGGUCUUUCCUGAUGACGAACAAAGGCUUUGCGCUUAGUAGUGAAAUGAAGUGUGAGCCGGGUGUUUUAGGCCAUGUCUAUGACCUGAUUACUGUGCCCAAAGAGAUUUUAAUGCCACUGGCUCAGGCACAGAGUGGACUACUGACUAGUGUAGUGGUGGACAGUAAAGCAACGGCUUUUAGACUAGCCCGGACCCAUCGUAUUGACCAGACGAUUAUUCCACUGGCUAAUCUUAGUAGACGCACUCCACGCCAAGUGCCUUUUCCGGCUCUAAGUACUUAUAUUUCCUGUGCUAGUCAGUAUGCCCAGUUAGUAGACUAUCUCUUUGGCGGUCUUUACUUUAUCUCUGAUUUUGAAACGGCUAAAGUUGCUUCUAAAAAACACCACAUUAACGUGAUUACGCGUAAUGGUGAGUAUUUUAGUAGUUCAGGAACUAUUACGGGUGGAGAAGAGCUAGCGAGCAAUAAGUUUCGCAGUUUUAUUCAAGCUAAAGAAGAGUAUGCUGCUUGUCUUGCCGAAGAGACUUUACUUAUUCAGGCUAAAGAGAAGAACGAGACUCUUUAUGCGGCUUAUUUUGCACAGGAAGCAACACCUGCUUCUUAUCUCAAACACUUUAUCUUUAUUUUGGAACACGAAGAUUUUGAUUUUGAAAACCAACUACUUGGUAAACGAUCGCAAUAUGAGACUCUUCAGGCCCAGUACCAACAACGCGUUAAAUCACUGGAGAAAGAGAAGGCCGAUCAGGCUAUGCUUCAGGAAAUUGUUCGGCUUAAAGAGGCGGCCGCUGAAAUUGAAGCCCGCUUAGCGCGUCAUGCCUCACACUUCCAAUGGAAAGAGAAGACGGCGGAAAAGACUCGUCUAGAGACUAAGUUCCGCAAAAUCCAAAAGAAAGUCCUUAGUCUUAACGCCGAAGUAAUUGACACGCUUGUUAUUGAUGCCGGCCGAACUGUGCACGUUCCCACUGCUAGCAAGGAAGAGCUAAUUCAGUCCCUCUACCUCCUCCAGAAAGACAUUGAUGCGCUUCCCAUGGAAAUGGGCAACUCUGAUAAUCUUGCACAAGAAUACGUCCGUAUUCAAGAUAAGCUAACCGAGUUACAGAAGGCCAAGGCUAAAAUUGCUGAAAUGCAAGCUACUCUGGAGACCCGUAAAGAAGAAGUCAUCAACAUAACUGUAACGCAGAUAAAAGAUAACUUCCACUACUUCUUCAAAGCCUUAACACACGGCAUUGCCCAGAUCACCAGCACUGCACAAAACAGCUCGCUAGACAUUCAAGCUUCGUUUGCAGGCGAGCCCAUGGUCUCCUCAGACGAACUUAGUGGGGGCCAGAAAUGCAUUAUUGCUCUUUGUCUCAUUUUAUCGAUCCAGAGCAUUUAUCCGGCCCCAUUCUAUCUUCUGGACGAGUUUGAUGCCAGUUUAGACACGCAGUUCCUGCAAAACAUCGUAGGUAGUGGAGUCCUUAGCAACAAGCAACUCUUCAUCUCAACCUUCCGGGGUGAAACUCUUCUUCUAGGCGAGAAGUUCUUCCAUGUGAAGGACCGUACUAUUCAAGAGUGCACAGCCGCCGAUGCCGAGGCCCUUCUUUGCACUUACCUUCCUAGCUCUAACACCAACUAA